AUGGAAAGGUGCUCUUGGAUAAUAUUCUUCCUUCUCUCUGCCCUUUUCCUUCAGACUGAGCAGGCAGUAUUUAUAUCAGCUGAUGAUGCAAACAGUGUUAUCAAGAGACAGAGACGUGCCAGUUCCCUACUUCUGGAGGAGGUCCUUCAAGGCAGCUUGGAAAGAGAGUGCCUAGAAGAGAGAUGUACACAUGAAGAAGCAAGAGAAGUAUUUGAAAAUGAUGAAAUCCUUCAAAUAUUUUGGGAUGUCUACUAUGGUGGCAGGAGGUGCUCCUCGAGCCCUUGCCAACACAAUGGUGUGUGUGAGGACAGUAUCCGUGGCUACACCUGCACCUGUGCCGACGGCUACGAAGGAGAGAACUGUGCUUUUGCUAAAAAUGAAUGUCACCACCAAGCAAAGGUAGGAUGUGAUCACUUCUGCUAUCCAGGAAGUAAUUCCUACCGCUGUUCCUGUGCUGAUGGCUAUGAGCUUGGGAAGGAUAAAAAACAGUGCAUUGCAUUAGAUGCAUGUGCAUGUGGCAGACUGCAAGACAGUGAUAACCUUUUAAGUGAAACCAGGAAGAAAAGCGAUGAGCGAUUUCCUUGGCAGGUACUACUGCUAAACUCAGAAGGGAAAGGCUUCUGUGGAGGAGUGUUGCUAAAAAGUAACUUCGUGUUGACCACAGCAGAGUGUGCCCUUCUGCACAGCCAUUUUCAAAUCAGAGUUGGUGCUGGGCCUAAUGGAACAAGUGGAACUGGGAAGAUAAUGCAAGUUAGUGAGAAGCACGUACACAUCCGGUAUGAUGAGGACACUGGUGAGAACAACAUUGCAUUACUACAACUUCAAGAGCAUGCUGAGUGUGACAACUACCACCUUCCUGUGUGCACCCCUGAGAGAGACUUUGCAGAACAUGUUUUAAUUCCAAAACUGGCUGGUACAGUCAGUGGCUGGAGAAUGGAAGGCGAUGAACUUCAAGGCGAAGAGCUGCAGGUUUCGUACCUUCCUGCUGAGGACUGCAAACAAAUACUCAACAUCAGCCUCACCAACAGGCAGUUCUGUGGGCACCUCCAGGAGGCCAUGGACAAACGCCUGGCUGGAGGAAGCUUUUUGGUUACUGAGUACAAGGGCACGUGGUUUCUCACUGGUAUCCUGGGAUCCUGGCCACUAGAAGAUACUGACUGGGAAACAUUGCUUUUCACCAACACUGCAAGGUAUAUAAUAUGGCUUAAACAAAAAAUAAAGUAAGACACAAACACAACCAACUCUCAAGCACCAAUCAUUGCAAGGAAACAUAUGGAUGCAGCCACUACCCCCAUAUGACUCUACUAUUUGCAGCAAUGGAAGUUGCAACAACAACAUGUAUUUAACUCCAGUUCAUACAGAAAAGCCUGCUUGUCUUUCCUUCUGCUGACACACAGUACUGUGAAACUCAUGACACAGUAAACCUAGUUAUUGAACUAAAAACUGAUUUAAAUUUCCUAGAACUGUUCAUCCUAAAUCUCAGUAUUUUUCUGUGAUAUUAAAUGUUGCUAGUACCCUGAGGUUUGAUUCAGCAAAUUCAUAUUCUUAUUUCAGUAUCCAUACAAGUAAAACUUACAAAGACAUGGGGAAUAUGAAGCUUUUAAAUGUCUAUGCUGAGGUUAGGACUUGAC
Messenger RNA from Cinclus cinclus, 1631 nucleotides. RefSeq names its product protein Z, vitamin K dependent plasma glycoprotein (gene PROZ). The record is from RefSeq and is a predicted model, not a curated record. Gene Ontology annotation, biological process: blood coagulation; proteolysis. The transcript has 8 exons. Gene Ontology annotation, molecular function: serine-type endopeptidase activity; calcium ion binding. Lineage: Eukaryota; Metazoa; Chordata; Aves; Passeriformes; Cinclidae. Gene Ontology annotation, cellular component: extracellular region. Bases 1 to 1224 code for a protein of 407 amino acids.